Molecule: messenger RNA, 764 nt
Organism: Camelina sativa (false flax)
Lineage: Eukaryota; Viridiplantae; Streptophyta; Magnoliopsida; Brassicales; Brassicaceae
Product: protein SHORT HYPOCOTYL IN WHITE LIGHT 1-like
Biological process (GO): regulation of abscisic acid-activated signaling pathway; negative regulation of photomorphogenesis
Source: RefSeq, a predicted model, not a curated record
AAAAAGGUCCACUCUUAAUUUACAAUUCACUCACUGCCACUGGUGGUCUCUCUCUCUCUCUGCUCCACAAAAUGGCCGUAGCUACAACCUUAUCAUCAUCACCGUCGCUAAAUUUCAUCAAUGGCUCACAUAGAUUUGUCUCUGCAGCUCCUUUCUCUUUUAGCUCUAACUCACUCCGCCGUCGGACCCGCCGCAUGAAUCAUUCAUUUGCUUCGUACCGUAGCUCUCAGUCGCGUAGGCGAUAUGAUUCAGACGAUCGAUUCUUUGGCGGGUACGAUGUGGUUCCCGAUGAGGAUGAGGAUGACGAUGAAGAUGAUGAAGAAGACGAGAGAGAGAGCAGCAUCGAUCUUUUGAUCAGAUUCUUGAGAAGCAUGUUCAAGAAAGUCUCGAAACGUGCUAAGAAAGCAUCGCGUCGGGUUUUGCCAGCAGCUAUGUCUCCUCGUCUCGUGUCUUUUGCAGUAGAUGGAAUAUUGUUAUUGGGCUCACUAUCCAUAACAAAAGCAUUUCUUGAGGUAAUAUGCAAUCUAGGAGGAACCGUGUUUACGGUGAUUCUGCUGAUCAGAUUGUUCUGGACGGCAGCUUCCUUCUUCCAGACUUAUGGGAGCACUUUUGGACCAAACCCGUUAACUUAAAAUCUAGUUUUUUUUGUUACUGAUCAUGUCUUGGACUUGUAGCUUCGAUGUGUAAGAAAAAAUUGUAUGAUAGUUGUUGUGUACAUGUCGCUGGAGAGUUAUCUAAGUGAUCAAGAGUUAGAGAAGACGAAA